AUGGGGCACGGAGAAAAAUCAAAAGACCGAAAAGAUAAGAGAUUGCAAGAGAUUUCACUUUUGAGAACCAUUCCUUAUUCUGAUCACCAGAGGUGGUGGUCUAAGGAAACAAUUGCUGUGGUCACUGGUGGAAAUAGAGGAAUUGGGUUUGAAAUUUCUAGGCAACUUGCUGAUCAUGGAGUAACUGUAAUUCUAACAUCAAGAGAUGCUAGUGUUGGUGUUGAAUCCAUUAAAGUCUUACAAGAAGGUGGCCUUGAUGUUUCUUGUCAUCAACUUGAUGUAUUAGAUUCUUCAUCCAUCACCCAAUUCUCUGAAUGGCUCAAGGAAAAUUAUGGCGGCAUAGAUAUUCUGGUAAACAAUGCCGGUGUUAAUUUCAAUUUCGGGUCGGAUAAUUCAGUUGAAAAUGCUCAGGUGGUUAUUGAUACAAAUUAUUACGGAACCAAACGUAUGAUUGAAGCUAUGAUUCCGUUGAUGAAGGCAACCGCUGCUGGUGGUCGCAUUGUAAAUGUGAGCUCGCGUCUAGGUCGACUGAACGGAAAGCGAAAUAGAUUGGAGAAUGAUGAACUGAGAGAGCAACUAAGUGAUGUGGAGAAUCUUACUGAGGAACUGAUUGAUGGUGUUGUGACUACUUUUCUACAACAAGUGGAAGACGGAACGUGGAAAUCGGGAGGAUGGCCUCGAACAUUUACGGAUUAUUCUGUGUCGAAAAUGGCUGUGAAUGCUUAUACAAGAUUUAUGGCAAGGAAACUUUCUGAUAGGCCUGAAGGGGAAAAGAUAUUUAUCAACUGUUAUUGUCCUGGUUGGGUGAAAACAGCUCUAACAGGUUAUGCAGGAAGUAUUACAGUGGAGGAUGGUGCUGAUACUGGUGUUUGGCUUUCUCUUAUUCCUGAACAAGCUAUUACAGGAAAGUUUUUUGCUGAGAGAAGAGACAUAAAUUUCUAA
Lathyrus sativus (Indian pea) is the source of this 942-nucleotide messenger RNA. The record is from the annotation of a GenBank genome assembly. NCBI's taxonomy places the organism in Eukaryota, Viridiplantae, Streptophyta, Magnoliopsida, Fabales, Fabaceae.